This is a messenger RNA of Mercenaria mercenaria, 3707 nucleotides long. RefSeq lists its product as uncharacterized. Lineage: Eukaryota; Metazoa; Mollusca; Bivalvia; Venerida; Veneridae. The record is from RefSeq and is a predicted model, not a curated record. The transcript has 15 exons. The coding region runs from base 1432 to 3234 and encodes 600 amino acids.
UUCAAUACUUGAUUGAAAUGUUAUAUUGGAAUGUUUAUAGGAUAUUGGAUAUAUAAUGCAGAGUGGUGUAAAUUUUAUGUCUUUUAAAUAUUGAAUGUUCGGUUUAUUAAUUGUAAAUGUUCAAUUUAUGAUAAAAUGUUUUUAUUUGUAAAAUGUAUUUUUGAAGGAUUUGAUUUUUAUGCCACAUACAGAUAAAUUAGCUGUACAAAUAGAAACUAUGCGUAAUUAUUCGGUUAGAAAAGCAUUGUUGUCAAUAGUGCACAUGCCCUUAUACAGUCAGGACCUUAAAGGGAGGUAAUCAAAAAUAUGGAUUCAGCAAUAGUUUCUACUAUUAGUAAGCUAAUUAAUAUUCAAGCAUUUGAGGAGAAAGCAACUUUCGAAAAUAGGAUUUAAUAAGAAAAUUAUAUGUUUUAAGGUCAUAACAAAAAUGUGACAGCGACAUUAUAAACAAAAACAUUUUGACCCUUUGAUAUAUAAGUGUAAUGUUUUUACCGUUUCGGGUUAAUGGAAAAUGACGAAAAGUUUACAUCAGAUGAUAUACUGUAACAAUAUGAAUGAAGAGUUUACCAAAUGAUAUCUUUACAUGUAUCAAACGGCAAGUAAGACGGAUGUUGUGACAAUUUUACUAUUAAAUGGAAUGUUUAAUUGUAUCCGUGCGUACUUAAUUCACUGGUUUUAUGUCAAAUUUAUGUUAAGCUCUGCUCACAGCAUCUGGAUAUAAAUGUUCACAGACACGCCAAAGGGUGAUGACAAAAGACCAAAGUACGGAGGGUAAAGUGACUGUUGAUUGACGUGUCUACUUACAUAUAUAAACCUAAAUGGGACUGCUAGUAUAUUGCUGCUUGUGUGCGAUUGGGGAAAUAUAAAAUGUCUCAUUCGGGAAGUGUGUACAUUCAAGCUAUGAUUUCUUUGGUUUUAUUUCGAAGUGCUGCCUGCUCAAAAUAUUUGGAUACUAAUGUUUACAAACAGUGUACUCAGACUGUUGAUGACAAAUGACCACAAUUCGGAGGGCAAACUGUUGAGUGAACUAUACUGAAAAGCCUGCUUACGUCUGUAAAAGUGUGCAGUGGACUGACGCUCUACUUACUUACAUUAAAACUAAAAAAGGACGCUAAUAUAUUUUAUUUUUUACGCGAUAGGGAAAAUAUAAAAUGUUUCAUUCGGGAAGUGUGUGCAUUCCAGCCGUGAUUACUUUGGUUUUAUGUCGUAGUGGUGCCUGCUCAAAAUAUUCGGGUACUGAUGUUUACACACAGUGUACUCAGACGGUUGAUGACAAAUGAUCAAACUUCGGAUGGUAAACUGUACUGUGAAUUAUACUGACCAAGUCUACUAACGUUAAACGUUAAAAUUGCAGUGGAUUGACAAGUCUAUUUACUUAUAUAAAACUAAAAACGGGACGCUGAUAUAUUGCUUGUAUGCGAUAGGGAAAAAAUGUCUUGUUCUGGAUGUGUGUAUAUUCCUGCUGUGAUUACUUUGGUUUUAUUUCGAAGUGGUGCCUGCACAAAAGAUUUGGAUACGGAUGUUUACAAACAGUGUACUCAGACGGCUAGAAGCUCUCUGUAUUCGACACCAAGAGUAACUAUUCCAAAACAGAUUAGUGCAUUAGGUGUUCUGGAGCCUAUGUCAGAAUACAGUCGCUUAAAGAUGGACCUUUGUCCCAACAGUAGAUUUCUCAAACUCAGCUGGACAAUCAACCAAACACAAGACUGUGACGUGAUGAUUUGUUUGAAAAUGGAAAACAGUAGAAAAGAGGAAAUUAUGGAUACAGUCUGUUAUCGUAUGCAUAUUCAACAGUCACACUAUGCAUCUGCAAUGGACUGCUGGUUUCCAGUGGAUUUCAUCAGCAAAAGACCAAUCAUUAGAUCAUGGAUUUUACCGAUAAAGACGUCAGUUCAUGGAAUAUUUUACGGCAGUCUUGACACAAGUGCCUUAGAUCCUGUAAACAGUUGUAAGGAUAUUUGUGAAACCACCCCUAUGAACAUAGGUUCACAGAUUUACUGUCAGGAUACGGAUUCUUCUAUCACAUAUGACAAAUCAACGACUAUAGAGCAUUUGUCUUUUAAUGCCAUCGAUAAUUCAUCGUGCAAGAACGGUAUAAAGAUCUUUAAACAGUUUGAUGGUCGACUGGAAUAUCAGCUAAACUGCAGUUUCUCCGGGGUAGGAUAUAUCAAAAUAUUGUACAGUAUUCAGGGAAAGUAUUGCCUAAAGUACCAGAUGGUCACAAUUUCCUGUCCUUACGGUAAAUCUUCUGAAACGACGCUUGCAGACGGCAUUGACGACACACACUCAUUCGGGACGUUUAUGAUAUUUGGACUUGUUUGUGUCAUUGUUAUAGCAGCGACAUUUUUCACCGUAGUUAUUGUGGUGCUAUGGCUAUACGAUAGGAAAUAUUAUAGUAAGUCGCCACACAGACGUCACUCCGCAGGUGCUCGCCAUGUCAGUUUAAAAGCAGACAAGAAUUAUCCAUUGAAGACUUUCAGUCCUCAGCCAUCAGGGAGUAGACCUGUAACUUGUGUUGUCAAUACAGACGUAAAAGAAACGAAGAAAACCUCGCCUAGACAAAGAUCUGCAUCAACUUCUUCAGACAAGAUGCCUGAGGCGGAAAACGAGAAACAACGUCUUAUUGUUCUGCCCAUGCGCAGAAGCAUCACCAUGGCGCUGUUGGAGGAAACAGAUCUAUUCUACAAAAAACGAAUCCUGUUUUUACCUAUACCCUUUGAUCAUUUCACUAACGAUGUGACCAAAAUUCUUAAAUCUGUAUUCAUGGAAACAGCUGGUGUACCUAGCCAGUGUUGUUUUGAUCGUAAGAUUUUUCAAGAGUAUAUGACAGGUGAUCGUUUUAAAUGGAUAGAAAAUGUGUUAGGUGACCAUGAUAAAAUCCUUAUUUUUCUGUGCUUUACAUCGGUGAGUGUAGAACGAACAGGGACAAAACGGGACUCCAUGGCGGAUGAAAUACUAGACAAUAUACUUAUAACAAAAGUAAAAUCACAUAGACUUUGCAAAGUGAUAUUUCUUUAUUUAACGGACAGCGCAGACAGUGUACAGAAGGUUGGGGAUAUUGCAACAGAUAGUUUUCAUAUAAGUAGUACAGAUUGUUACGUAAAUUUUGUUGGUAAUGUUAUGAACUUUUGUGGAAGAAAUCCUGAAGAAAACCCAGAUCUAAUUAGAAGAAUUUCAAGUUGUGAAGCUUCAAGACAUUUCCUUAGAUUCAUUGGUAUAAACGAUAUUUCAUAGGAAAGACGGCUCUUCAUUUCAAGUGUAUCUGUGGCUGACUGAACUCGCUGCUUUAAUUGAUUUUAUACUGGGUAAAAAUAAAGAAUGACUUAAUAGCAUAUAAACAUAAACAACAAUGAUUUUAUAACUUGUAAGCAUCAGCAAUGAUUUUAUAGCGUGCAAUCAUCAACAAUGAUUCUAUAACUUGUAAGCAUCAACAAUGAUUUUAUAUCUUGUAAGCAUCAACAAUGAUUUUAUAACUUGAAAGCGUCAGCAAUUAUUUUAUAGAUUGUAAGCAUCAGCAAUGAUUUUAUAGAUUGUAAGCAUCAGCAAUGAUUUUAUUACUUGUAAGCAUCAGCAAUGAUUUUAUAACUUGUAAGCAUCAGCAAUGAUUUUAUAACUUGUAAGCAUCAGCAAUGAUUUUAUUGCGUGUAAGCAUCAACAAUGAUUUUAUAGCGUGCAAGCAUCAACAAUGAUUUUAUAACUUGUAAGCA